AUGACGAUUAAGCUGGUCAUUGGGGGGUUCACGUUCCAUGUGUGUAGUAUUUAUGUGCCGCAGAUGGGAUUGAAAGGGGAGGUGAAAGCGAUAUUUUGGGAGACUUUGGAUGAGGUGGUGAGAAGCGUGCCUAGCUCGGAUAAGAUUGUCAUAGCGGGGGACUUCAAUGGGCACAUUAGGGUUUUAUCGAAAGGUUAUGAUGAUGUGGAUAGAGGUUUUGGUUUUGGUGAUAGAAAUUGUGAAGGGGUUGCUCUGCUGGAUUUUACGAGGGCCUUUGGGCUGAUGGUAGUGAAUUCGAGCUUUUCAAAGGAGGAUCACCUAAUUACCUUCCGAAGCGUGUUAGCCAAGACUCAGAUUAACUUUCUGCUACUUAGGAAAGGGGAUAGGGUUUUUCUGUAA
This is a messenger RNA of Capsicum annuum, 399 nucleotides long. RefSeq lists its product as uncharacterized. Bases 1 to 399 code for a protein of 132 amino acids. The transcript has a single exon. Gene Ontology annotation, biological process: chromatin remodeling. Gene Ontology annotation, cellular component: nucleus. NCBI's taxonomy places the organism in Eukaryota, Viridiplantae, Streptophyta, Magnoliopsida, Solanales, Solanaceae. The record is from RefSeq and is a predicted model, not a curated record.